Molecule: messenger RNA, 3992 nt
Organism: Cadophora gregata
Lineage: Eukaryota; Fungi; Ascomycota; Leotiomycetes; Helotiales; Ploettnerulaceae
Exons: 3
Coding region: 1-2670 (889 amino acids)
Biological process (GO): carbohydrate metabolic process
Source: RefSeq, a predicted model, not a curated record
AUGGUUCAAGUCUCACCCGUCACAUUCGAGCACCACCGAGAUACCCUCGGGAUUGGGCAAACUGCGCCAAGACUCUCGUGGAAGUCGACGGGAGACGAGAAGAACUGGAUACAAUCUUCUUAUGAGCUCAAAAUAACCAUCCAAGGUCCUCAUACGAAGAUUGGAAAGCCUGAGACUUUUAAAGUCGAGUCUUCCGAAUCGGUUCUGGUACCAUGGCCAGGUGCUACUCUGAAAUCGCGAGAAUCAGCAACUGUUCAGGUCAGAGUCACGGGUGCAAAGGACUCGGAUCCAUCAGAGUGGUCUGCCCCAUCUACGGUUGAGAUUGGUCUUCUUGAAAAGGAUGACUGGAAAUCUCGAGUCAUUGCUGCACCCAGGAUACUCAGCGCCUGUGAUUCGCUCCGACCAGCGUUGUUUCGAAAGGAUUUUCAUCUGGGCAAAAAUGUCCAGUCUGCACGUCUUUAUAUCACGGCUUAUGGUGUCUAUGAGGCUUUCAUCAACGGAACGAAAGUCGGGGAUCAUGUCUUGGCACCAGGAUGGACAUCCUACAAGUACCAUCUCAAUUACCAGACUUUUGAUGUCACGGAGCUGCUCAAGAAGGGAGACAAUGUUAUUGGAACCGAAGUUGGGGAAGGAUGGUUCAGCGGAAGACUAGGCUUUGGGGGUGGUUGGAGAUGCAUAUAUGGAGACAAACUCGCUGUUCUCGCCCAGCUCGAAAUUACCUUCGAUGAUGGUCAGGUAGAGACGAUUGGAUCCGAUGACACUUGGAAGAGUACGGAAAGCGCAAUUACUGCAGCUGAGUUGUACGAUGGAGAGUCAUACGACGCGAGGGGUGAAGCCCCUGGAUGGUCAUCACCAUCUUUCAAGCAUGGAUCAUGGUCUCCUGUCACCGAGCUGGACUUCCCUGCCACCAAACUGCAAGCGCCAGAAGGACCUCCAGUUCGAAAGGUCGAAACUGUCAAGCCUAAAUCAAUUUUCAAAACUCCAGCGGGCAAGACCGUUGUCGAUUUCGGGCAGAACCUCGUAGGCUGGUUGAGGGUGCAUGUUUCUGGGCCAUCAGGUCACACGAUCACCUUUACUCACACUGAAGUCCUCGAGCACGGCGAGAUUGCGACUCGGCCACUUCGUAAAUGUAAAGCACAGGACUCACUUACUCUUGCUGGGAAAUCCAUAAUUUGGGAGCCAAAAUUCACAUUCCACGGUUUCCGAUAUGUUCAAAUCGACAACUGGCCAUCGGGAGACCCUACAGUCAGCGAUCUUGAAGCCAUCGUGAUUCACACCGAUAUGCAAAGAACAGGCUGGUUCGAAUGCUCAGAACCGAUGAUCAACCAACUUCACCAGAAUAUCUGCUGGGGAAUGAAAGGCAACUUCGUUAGCAUCCCAACCGAUUGUCCUCAGCGAGACGAACGCCUUGGCUGGACAGGUGAUAUCCAGAUCUUUUCUCCGACAGCCAACUUCCUGUACGAUACCUUCGGCAUGUUAUCCGGCUGGCUCAAAGAUCUAGCCGUCGAGCAGAUCAAUGAAUUGAAUGGAGUUGUCGGCGUCGUCGUACCCGAUAUCCUCCCCAGACAAUUCACGCAGCCACAGGCAGCUUGGUCAGACGCAGCUAUUAUCACGCCAUGGGAUCUAUACACCGCAUUUGGUGAUCGUCAGAUCCUCAAAGAUCAACUUGAGAGUAUGAAAGAGUGGUUGGAGAAGGGCGUGGCGAGGCAGGAAAAUGGUCUUUGGGAUCCGGAUGGAAAUCAGCUGGGCGAUUGGCUGGAUCCAGAUGCUCCUCCUGAUGAUGCAGGUAAGGCGAAGACAGACCCUCAUCUUGUCGCCAAUGCGUAUCUAGUCCAUGUUACGGACUUGAUGUCCAAGAUUUGUGGGAUACUUGGGCUGGGUGAUGGCGUGAAGCAUUAUGGAAGCGAGGCGGAGAGGUUGAAGAAACUGUUCCAGGAUGAAUACAUAACGCCCAAUGGUCGUUUGGCUCCAGAUACUAUGACAUCCAUCUCCCUCGCCAUAAACUUCAACCUCUUCUCCACCCCCACCCAACUCUCCUCCGCCUCCACCCGCCUCUCAAAAAUCGUCCGCUCCUCCACCUUCAAAAUCGGUACCGGCUUCGUCGGCACCCCACUCAUCCUCCCCUCCCUAACCUCAACCUCCCAAUCCCAACUCGCCUACCGCAUGCUCCAAGCCACUAAAUGCCCCUCUUGGUUAUACCCCAUAACCAUGGGCGCUACUACCAUGUGGGAACGCUGGGACUCGAUGUUACCUGAUGGAAGUAUCAAUCCGGGCGAGAUGACAAGUUUUAACCAUUAUGCGCUGGGCAGUGUGGGGGCUUGGUUACAUUCCACGGUUGGUGGGAUUAGUCCCAAGGAGCCGGGGUGGAGGGUGGUGAAGUUUGAGCCUGUGCCUGGGGGGACGCUGAAGUGGGCGAAGUGUAGGCAUGAAGGUCCGUAUGGAGAGGUGAAGUGUGAGUGGAAACUUGAGGGGGGGAACUUCGAUGUCAAGGUGGUGGUGCCGCUUAAUUGCAUGGGUGAAGUCAAACUCCCUGGAAAGGAUGAGGUGCAUACAGUGGGCAGUGGCGUGUACGAGUUCUCUGUGGACGGGUACGAUGCGGGAGAGUGGCCUCCAAAAGCAAUUUCUAAUCCUUUCACGGCUCCGGAGAAGGAUGAAUUUGAUGAGAAAUAAUGAAUGACGAAAAUUACCUGUUUGUAUUUAUGAAUCAACUCUUUAUCUAGUAUUUCAUUCAUUCUUGUUUUCUCUACGACUUGAAUUGAAGAGGAAAUCAUUUUGUUCGUUAUCCAGGACACAGGUCUUCGCCACGUGGAAACUACACCCCCAGAUCCGAUCAUUCAUGUUUUUAAACCUCGGUCUUGGGUUUCUGAUCACAGCGUCUACCUCAUUUCUGCCUUACGACACGAGGAUCGAUGAGCAAAACCCGAGGUAGCAAUCUCUGCCCGUUCGUUAAGGUUUCUCCUUCUCCGUCAGAGGAUAGUACUAUCAAGAAGAAAGCAAAAGCCGAACUGUGUCAAACGAGACGUACCUCGAUUGACAUCUGGAGCAGUAGCCAUCCAGAUCAGCAUCUAGACUUUACACCGUACUCGAUUUGUGUCUCAACUCACGCAAUUUUGAACCAUCUCGGCAAAAUACCAACUCGCUAUGUUUUCGGGCAAAAGCGAGUAGCGGCCGAAGGAGGUGGACGGUGCACAGGCGAGCCCGAAACAAGACUUUGAUGAACGUUUUGUUGGACUCUUUGUACAGUGGACGCACUGAAAGGUGAUGAGUGGAGUGAUUAUCGUUAGAUAAGAGCAAUGCGGAGACAAUGUUCUGCUUACUUUUCGUUCAAAUCCUACAGGGUAGCGCCAUAUACGUAAUCUCUCACUUGCUCGUCCUUAUCGUCGUCGUUAUUACUCUCGCUAUCGGCGUUAACAGUAGACAUAGUAGUUAUGAUGUCUCUACAUUCGAAAAUCAUCACUUGAGGUAGCUGUACUGAAAGCAAAAGUGCAUCGACGCUUAUGAAGGUCUUACUACGAUCGGGAUCCAUUGUACUAGGUAGUGAAAGCUGAGGAUGUAAUCAAGCGAGCUCACUACUCUGGUGAGUCUGGUUUGCCCGGAACAGCUAUAUCCUCAAUUCGAAUGAGCGACAGAGACUCGAAUCCGAUUUCUCGAUUAUUUUUGCCCAUACUCGUCAUUCUCUAUGCAAGCAAGCUGAACUUAUGUGAGACAGUUGAGAUACAAUUUGUGAUAAGUACAGAGUUUACAGCGCUCCAACCGAUCGGAAUAGUAUACACCCACUCGGGGUCUGAACUGCCAGAUCGUAUAAACAGCAGGCCGGAUCGGGAUGCUCCUCGCAGGUAUCUCCGAGGAGCUCGGCCCACCCGAAGGAUGGAUGAGAUAUUUCGGUAGGGAAACCGGAAGCUCAGAGACAUUUAAACUUUUCGAUAUCCGCCACGUCUGGACCUGGUUGGCGAGACGCGUGUGGACUAGCCGAGGGGGGCGAUCUAAUCAAG